UUAGUAAUACAGAUCUCAUCCGAGAGGAAGUUCCCCGUUACCCAAAAUGCCAUGCUUUAACUUCCUCUCGUUCUUUUACUUCCGCUAAACCUAAGGAACGAAAAUGGUGCGGAUGAACGUUCUCGCCGAUGCCUUAAAGGCAAUAGCUAGUGCUGAAAGGCGUAACAAAAGACAGGUGUUGAUCCGGCCAUGCUCCAAGGUCAUCGUCAAGUUCUUGACUGUGAUGAUGAAACAUGGCUAUAUUGGAGAAUUUGAAAUAAUCGACGACCACAGAAAUGGAAAAAUUGUUGUAAACCUUACAGGAAGGUUGAACAAAUGUGGUGUCAUCAGUCCCAGAUUUGAUGUAGCCCUUCGUGACAUGGAGAAAUGGACAACAAAUCUUCUACCCUCUAGACAGUUCGGAUUUAUAGUGUUGACAACGUCAGGUGGUAUCAUGGACCACGAGGAAGCAAGGAGGAAGCACUUAGGAGGGAAGAUGUUGGGAUUCUUCUUCUGAUGUGGUUAAUAUAGGGAAAAUAGGACUGAUCCAUCUGUGCUUUAUUUGUUCCUUACUAAAUUAAAGUUUACAGAAGGGAAA
Molecule: messenger RNA, 577 nt
Organism: Mizuhopecten yessoensis (Yesso scallop)
Lineage: Eukaryota; Metazoa; Mollusca; Bivalvia; Pectinida; Pectinidae
Product: 40S ribosomal protein S15Aa
Exons: 5
Coding region: 104-496 (130 amino acids)
Biological process (GO): translation
Cellular component (GO): ribosome; cytosolic small ribosomal subunit
Molecular function (GO): structural constituent of ribosome
Source: RefSeq, a predicted model, not a curated record